Hymenoscyphus albidus is the source of this 560-nucleotide messenger RNA. Lineage: Eukaryota; Fungi; Ascomycota; Leotiomycetes; Helotiales; Helotiaceae. The record is from the annotation of a GenBank genome assembly.
AUGACAUCCAGAAUCCCCACCCGAAUUUUCCAAAAGUCCCUCCAGCCUCUCCGCCAUAUUGCUCGACCACGUACUUUACCCCUCUCACAAGCGCUUAUUACCAAACGACAAACUCGCAAGGCAACCAUAGGCCCAGAUUACCCACUCCCUUCAUCUCUGGAGAUUCUCAGACCUGCUCUAUUCCGCGAGCUUCUUGCCAGCAAUCACUCCACCCAACAAAGCCUCCCUUUGAUCACACCUCUCGGAAAAGCCCACAUGUUACCAGUGGGAUGGGUAAAAACAGAUAUACUUGCUGAUGUCGUCAAAGUAAUUAAGGAUAACGCAUUGGAGGGAAUGGAAAAUGCUACUCUUCAUGUUUUCCGUGUAGGUUAUGACGGUGUCGAUGUUGUGGAGACAAGAAUUUGUGUUAGCCUCGAGUGCGCUAUCGUAAGUCCUCAUUCAUCAUCUCGGGCUCAAUGUUGAUAUUUCUGUAGGCCGAUGAAGAAAUCAAGAAGUGUGCUGGUGACAUGAUUGUUGCUAUUUCAGAGGUUGUUCCUAAAGAAUGGAGUGAGGAACAGUGA